UCUUUCCCGCAGCUAUCCUGCAAGGGGCAGCCUUUCAGCCCAACAGAGACAUCUGUGCCAACUACGGCGCCAUUGGCGCAGUCAUAGGCCACGAAUGCACUCACGGGUUCGAUGACCAGGGCAGGCAAUUCGACCACUCCGGCAAUAUGACCAACUGGUGGACCGAGAAGGACACGGAUAGGUGG
Molecule: messenger RNA, 185 nt
Organism: Sphaeroforma arctica JP610
Lineage: Eukaryota; Ichthyosporea; Ichthyophonida
Exons: 1
Biological process (GO): protein processing
Cellular component (GO): plasma membrane
Molecular function (GO): metalloendopeptidase activity
Source: RefSeq, a predicted model, not a curated record